GGUCCCUGACAGACACAUCUCGAGUGCAGACAUUUUACUCAGAAGGAGCAGUGCACAUUCUUGCACAGCUCGCUCUUCGACUUAUCUCUGCCGAGGGAGGAGGCAGAAAUCAUGGACGACGCCGGCCUGGUGCUCGCCGCCGCGUUGACAGGCGCAAUCUUCGUCGUGUUGCUCGUCCUGCUCGUCGUCGUCCUUGUCCGGAGGCGGUGGCUCGACCGCGAGGGCGUGGCGUCCGGCCGCGGCUUCGUCCUGUUCGGCGUCUGUUGCCAGGACGGCACCCAGGGCCGGUUCGUCCGGACGACGUCCCUGGCCAGGAGCCGGCAGCGGGCGGCCCGCGGCGGCGAGGAGGCGGAUGACGAGCCGGGCGAGGGCGAGCUCGAGAGGUGGAAGAAGAUGUUCGGUGGGCCCACCAGGUGCCUGUCCACGAUAGAGGAGGCCACGGAGAAGGGCACGUCGACGGUGGCAACGCCGGCCUUCUGCUCGCCGGCAGCGUCGCCCGACCGAAGAGACGCCAGGGCUGUGCAGACGGCGUCUGCCGGUGUGCUCAAAAGUUGAGGCUUGCUUACCUUGCUCUUGUAAUUCGCGAUGUGCAGUAGUACUACACAAUUUGUUGGAAAUAACUAGCGAGGCAUAUGCACCACACUGGUAAUAAGUCGAGCGAUCAUGAUAGCUUGUUAUUUUGCCAUAUGCAGGGGGUAGUAAUUUUUUUUUUCAAAUUAAUUGAAGUUCUAAUUUAUCCUAC
This is a messenger RNA of Triticum aestivum (bread wheat), 742 nucleotides long. RefSeq lists its product as uncharacterized. The record is from RefSeq and is a predicted model, not a curated record. The transcript has a single exon. NCBI's taxonomy places the organism in Eukaryota, Viridiplantae, Streptophyta, Magnoliopsida, Poales, Poaceae. Bases 112 to 555 code for a protein of 147 amino acids.